CUUCUCCAGCUAACUAAGAGACCUCGAUCACAAGAACCAUGGUCAAGAAGAAGCUUGCGCUCACCUCCCUCUUCCUCAACAGCAGCGAGACAAGCCUGUGCCCUUCCUCCUCUUCUUCCAUGUCCGCCGCCUCCUUCAGCACGGCGGCCUCGUGGCAGUGGCCGCCCUGCACGCAGGCAAGGACGCUCUCCUUCCGGGGCGACAGCAGCGCGGAGAUCGUGUCGAUGCGCCACCACAACCAGAAGCAGGAUGAGGAGUACAAGACGAGCAUGAACCCGGCCUACGUCCCCGACUCGGCCGAGUACUGCUCCUGCAGCCUCUCCGACUCCUCCGCGAGCCUCUCCACGGCAUCGGAGCCCGCCGCCGUCGCGGACGAGGACGAGGUGAUCAUCCGCGGCCUCCGGUCGAGCAACAGGCUCAUCUUCGAGCCCGACUCCACGAGCUCCAUCGUGAACGUGAAGGCGGCCACCGCGGCAGCGUUCGACGGGGCCACGGCGCUGGCCAUCGACUCAGCCGACCCGUAUGGCGACUUCCGGCGGUCCAUGGAGGAGAUGGUGCUGAGCCACGGCGUCAACGACUGGGGCUGGCUCGAGGAGAUGCUGGGAUGGUACCUCAGCGCCAACGGCAAGAAGACGCACGGCCUCAUUGUGGGCGCGUUCGUGGACUUGCUAGUGGCGCUCGCCUCUGCUCCCUCCCCUGCCUGCUCGUCCAGCUUCAUCGCUCGUCAGGCCGUCAAGAAAGGCAAACACCAAACGGAGUGCUGAGUUUUAGCCGGGAUAAUGCAUGCAUGCAACUGCUUAAUUAGUACAAAGACUUGUGUCAUGACAACAUCAAAUGGUACUUGUAAAAUUAAUCAAUGUUACGGCAUGUAGUGCAGUGGCCUAUCUGUCAAGUUGAAUUAAUCUAAUCGUGCAUGGUACUG
Phragmites australis (common reed) is the source of this 922-nucleotide messenger RNA. Its product is annotated as transcription repressor OFP13-like. The transcript has a single exon. Lineage: Eukaryota; Viridiplantae; Streptophyta; Magnoliopsida; Poales; Poaceae. Gene Ontology annotation, biological process: negative regulation of DNA-templated transcription. The record is from RefSeq and is a predicted model, not a curated record. The coding region runs from base 39 to 764 and encodes 241 amino acids.